AUGUGUCUUCCUUCAGUUUCAUCUAGUAAGUUGGUGUGUCAUAUGACCAACUGGGCCCAGUACAGACCAAGUGCUGGCAAAUUCACUCCAGACAACAUCGAUCCCUUCCUGUGCACCCAUGUCAUCUACGCUCUGGCCACCAUUAACAGCUUCAACCAGAUCAGCCCCGUUGAGUGGAAUGAUCAGCAGCUGUACAGCAGCCUCAACAGCCUCAAGAAUGUCAACCCUGCUUUGAAGACUCUGCUGUCUGUUGGAGGAACGGUCAAUGGAGUCAGCCCAUUCAUUGCUAUGGUUGCCAGACCUGAGAGUCGUGCAGCCUUCAUCAGUUCUGUUAUAAGUUUCCUUCACACCCAUAAUUUUGAUGGGAUAAACCUGGACUGGGAAUAUCCUGGACACAAUGGCAGCCCAGUGGGGGACAAAGAGAAAUUUACUCUAUUGGUCACGGAGCUGGCCAAAGCCUUUGAGGAUGAUGCAAAAGACAGCGGGAGGAGUCAGCUGCUGCUGUCGGCCAGUGUUGCUGGAAUCCGUCAGACCAUUGACAGAGCAUAUGAAGUUAACAAGAUUGCACCACACUUUGACUUCAUCAACAUCAUGACCUAUGACUUCCAUGGACACUGGGAGGCAGUAACUGGACACAACAGCCCUCUUUACAGUAGCUCUGCGGACCCUGGUUCACAAAUUCAUUACAAUAUAAACUCCUCUGUAUUCUAUUGGAUAGCCCUGGGAGCACCAUCUGGAAAGCUGCUGCUAGGUUUCCCUACUUAUGGAAGAACCUACCGUCUUAGCAGUGGUGCUACUGGCCUAGGAGCACCAGCUAAUGGCCCUGCAGACCCUGGACCCUACACUCAAACUGCUGGAUUCUGGGCCUUCUAUGAGAUCUGUGACUUCAUUAAUACUGCUAGUGUUGGAUGGAUCUCUGAACAAGAGGUUCCAUAUGCCACCUAUGGGAGUUCCUGGUUGGGCUAUGAUGACAAGCGCAGCUAUUCUUCCAAGGUUCAAUGGAUGACUGCCAACAACUUGGGAGGCGCCCAUGUGUGGACUCUGGAUAUGGAUGACUUCAGCGGAUCCUUCUGCUCAGCUGGCGCAUAUCCUCUUAUCAACCACCUCAGAAUGUUGAUGGGCUUUACGCCAAAGCCCACCACCACGCCACGCCCUACCACCACUAGGGACCCAAGUGCUGACUUCUGCCGUGGCCGUCCUGAUGGUUUAUAUGAAAACCCAGCCGACAAAACCACCUUCUUCCAGUGCUUCCAGGGAAACACCUACCUGCACCGCUGCCAGCCUGGCCUCAUCUACUGGGACUCCUGCAAGUGCUGCAACUGGCCCUGA
This is a messenger RNA of Pelmatolapia mariae (spotted tilapia), 1329 nucleotides long. It is a transcript of the gene chia.1, whose product is annotated as chitinase, acidic.1. The transcript is spliced from 9 exons. Gene Ontology annotation, molecular function: hydrolase activity, hydrolyzing O-glycosyl compounds; chitin binding. Lineage: Eukaryota; Metazoa; Chordata; Actinopteri; Cichliformes; Cichlidae. Gene Ontology annotation, cellular component: extracellular region. The record is from RefSeq and is a predicted model, not a curated record. Gene Ontology annotation, biological process: carbohydrate metabolic process. Bases 1 to 1329 code for a protein of 442 amino acids.